Hippocampus comes (tiger tail seahorse) is the source of this 444-nucleotide messenger RNA. RefSeq names its product creatine kinase, testis isozyme-like. Lineage: Eukaryota; Metazoa; Chordata; Actinopteri; Syngnathiformes; Syngnathidae. Gene Ontology annotation, molecular function: creatine kinase activity. The record is from RefSeq and is a predicted model, not a curated record. Gene Ontology annotation, biological process: phosphocreatine biosynthetic process. The transcript is spliced from 3 exons. The coding region runs from base 52 to 444 and encodes 130 amino acids.
GUGGGCUGUGUGGCUGGAGAUGAGGAGUCCUACAAGGUCUUCAAAGACUUGAUGGACCUUGUGAUUCAGGACAGACAUGGAGGAUACAAACCAGGAGAUAUGCACAAAACUGACCUCAACCCAGAGCACCUGAGGGGGGGCCAAGACCUCGACUCAAGAUACGUUCUGAGUUGCCGAGUCCGAACAGGCCGCAGCAUCCGUGGCUUCUGCCUGCCGCCGCUCUGCACCCGUGGGGAAAGGCGCGCUUUGGAGAAGCUUUUCAUUGGAGCUCUAGAUACACUAACUGGGGACCUGCAAGGGAAAUAUUAUGCCUUGAAGAACAUGACUGAGCAAGAGCAGCAGGAGCUAAUCAAUGACCACUUCCUUUUUGACAAGCCAGUAUCCCCUCUGCUGGUUGCUUCAGGAAUGGCCCGCGACUGGCCCGAUGGCAGAGGCAUCUGGUAA